GUAAAGUGGCCAAAGUAAUGAAAAACAAAACAAGAAACAUUGAAAAUCUUAGACGAAAUAUCACGUUAUUAAAUGAAUUACUAUAAGAGGAAACGCUUUUCAGUUGUGGCCCAAUCACUGGUGCUCUUCUUCUUUUUAAUAAAUACUGAAGUGUUCGGAAUCUCUCACCCAGAACAGGUUUUGCAAAAUAGUAAAGAACAUGACAAGAGUUUAGAAAAAAAUAGUGUAACGUCAAAAGAUUCGUUAAUUUUAUUUAAAGAAAAUCAAUCAAAGUUCCAGAGAUCAACUGUAAAUAUGUAUACCUCAGCAGCUACAUGUGAGUCCUUCACAUUUGAUGAUCCAGCUGGACAUAUUUUGCACAGCCCUGGUUUCCCAAAUAACUACCCGAACAGCGUUGAUUGUGUAAGAAUUUUAGAAGCCCCAAUUGGAUUUGUGUUACGGCUCGAUUUUCGUGACUCUUUUUUUAUUGAGCCUUCAGAUGAUUGUAAAUUUGACUUUCUUGAAAUUCGAGAUGGUGCUCAUGGGUUUUCAACAUUGAUUGGACAGUAUUGUGGUAAUAACUUCCCACCUAUGAUUCAAAGCAAAGAUCGGUUCUUAUGGUUGCAUUUUCAUUCAGAUGAUAAUAUUGAAUAUCAUGGUUUUACAGCCGUUUAUGAAUUCAUUCCAAGACCUACUGCAACUGUAUUCGAUGAGGAAGGUUGUCGCAUGAAUAGAGAUGGUAAUGAAGGAUUUAUUAAUAGAACGGAUAUCCCACACACAAGAGUCCGAACAGUUGUCGAGCAUGGACUGUCAUUAGAUUGCAUGUGGACAAUUACUGUGCAAGAGGGGUGGAAAGUUCAAUUGUCAUUUGAAAAGUUUAAAUUGGAAAAACCAAACGAUUGUGAAAGUAAUUUUAUCGAUGUUUUUGAUGAACGUACAGACAUGCCAUCACGUCUGAGAAACUUUUGUGGAUCCGUAGCUGACUCUGUAAACUCAAAAACAAACGUUGUUCACAUACGAUUUUUUGCAGAAGCAUCUGCGGUUAAUUCUUCAUUUGCAAUAUUAUACACUGCAUAUCAUGAUAAAAUAGGUAGUUCUGCUAAAUGCGAAGACGAUGAAUUUGAUUGUGAGGAUGCAAAGUGUAUAUCUAGUGACUUGUACUGUAAUGGUAUAACGAACUGUCAGUAUCGUUGGGACGAAAUGAAGUGCUCCCAAACCGUUGUUGGCCAAUCUGAACAUAUAACUAUUAUAAUUGUAGUAUUUGGUCUUAUAUUAGGAGGAAUGAUGGUAACUUUUAUCAUCAAUUGUAUAAGAAAAUUGGCAAAGGAUCAAAAAAUUAUCAGAGAACAUAUUCGACAGUCACGUGAAAGUGAAUUAGAUGCAAUAGACCACCGCGAAAUUAAGAAAUCACUUCAAAGCAUAGAUAAAAUCAAUGGAAAAUCAUCAUUAAAAUCUGUGGAUUUUCAUGAACUAGGAACAUACCAAAUGCAAGUUUCUAGCAGUCAGUCUGCAUCAAAAGAUUCUGAAGAAAGACAUUAUAAUGAGGCACUAAAACAAAAUAACGAAAUUAACAUCAAUCAUCAAGAGUUUUUGUGUAAACCUAGUAACAAAAUGUGUGAAGUGGGAUCCCAAACACGUGAAUCACUAUUUCAAAAUAUAUGCAAUUCUAAAGCACAAACUAGUCACCGUUUGUCCUCAUUCGGUGUUCCAACCAUACCUUCAUUUCAAACUGCAGCGAAUGACGUUGAGGACAUCGGAUACAAUCAUAAAAAUCAUUGGGGUUCUACAAGAACACAAAGGUUUUUAUUCAAUAAUAACAAAGAUAUUGAUAUACCAGACGAUGAACAUGAUCGUAAAUCAGCACCUGAUGUAAUAAUAGUAACUAAUUCUAUUUCAACUAAACCCUGAACCCGAUAAAAUAAAUAUUGGAUUUUUUUAUCUUUAAUUUAGCGUUAAAUUUAUAAAAUCUUCAUUCUUGAAGUUGUAAUUUGAAAGGAAUUUUUAAGGUUUAGUUUUUACCUCCCUUAGAAAGUUAAAGAUAUAUGAUUAUUUGCAUAUUAUAAGUAAAAAUAA
Molecule: messenger RNA, 2052 nt
Organism: Culicoides brevitarsis
Lineage: Eukaryota; Metazoa; Arthropoda; Insecta; Diptera; Ceratopogonidae
Gene: Neto
Product: neuropilin and tolloid-like protein 2
Exons: 1
Coding region: 73-1887 (604 amino acids)
Molecular function (GO): protein binding
Source: RefSeq, a predicted model, not a curated record